UCUGACUAAUCCCCUAUUUGGUCUGAUGUUUCUUUUGAAAUAUUAGUGUUGUCUAUUAGAUUACAAGAUAUUCUAGACCGUGAGUCAAGUUCUCUGCAAAAUGAGCAAUUAAGUUUGAACUCCACAGCCAUAUGGCUUGGAUUCAAGUUCUGGCUCAACCACUUAUUUAGCUAUGACCUUGACCUUGACCUUAAGCAAAUUACUUAUUUUCUUCCUUUUUUUAUAAUGAAAAUGACAAUGCUAAUAAUAGCAAUAAUUGCCUAAUAGGGUUGCUUCUCUGACUAAAUUAGGUAAGGUACAAAUAAAGUAAUUAGUAGUCAUUUGGUCCUUGGCUAUAUUCAUUUAUUCAACAAAUAUUUCUGAACCUCUUAUCUCUGUGUCUGUUAUAUUGUAGAUACUGGUAUUGUAGAAGUAAACAAGAAAAAGUCCCUGCCUUAAUGAAUUUUUCAUGCUAAUGGACAAGUCAGAUAAUAAGCAUAGCAGAGUAACAUGGAACAGUGACAAGAUCAUUAGUCUAUUGUGUGGGGGUUUGUUGUCGUUUAGUCACUAAGUUAUGUCCAACUCUUUGUGACCCCAUGGACUGUAGCCCACCAGGCUCUUCUGUCCAUGAGAUUUUCCAGGCAAGAACAUUGGAGUGAGUUGCCCUUUCGUUCUCCAGUGGUGGUUUGUAGCCAAUAAAAAUAGUUUACUUUUCAGUUACACAUAAUGCAAUACUCGUAUUUAUUUUAAACCUUAACUUGUGGUGACAAAUAUGACCAAAAGCUCAGGCUUCAGCAAGGAAGACUUGGGUUUGAAUCUUACCUCUGCUCUAAAUUUACAUUUAAUUGAGUUUAAUUAAUAUUUUUGCUUUGAUUUAUUUAUUGUAAAACGUGGAUGAUGAUACCUUUCUCCUCCAGAACCUUGAUGAGAUUCAAUAAAUUACAUGGCAUAUUGCUUGUAGCUUGAAAAUAUGUUCAUUUCUCUUCCCUUCCCCCUCUCUAUUCUAUUUGGUCCACUUUAUUUCUUUUCUUCUUUCUUUGGUCUAUUCCUUUUUAUAUUUUCUUUUCUUCCUAUGAGUAUAUGUUACAUUGGUACAUAGUUGAAUAUAAUCAUAGUAGAAUACAUAUUUUAUCUUAAAAUACUCUAAUGUAUUACAGGUGAAAAAGAAACCAUACAAUGGAAUGGGAAAACCAAACCAUUCUGGUGGAAUUUUUUCUGAAGGGGCUUUCUGGUUAUCCAAGGCUUGAGCUACUCUUUUUUGUGGUAGUCUUAAUAAUGUAUGUGGUCAUCCUUCUGGGAAAUGGUACCCUUAUUCUCAUCAGCAUCUUAGACUCCCAUCUUCACACCCCUAUGUACUUCUUCCUGGGGAACCUCUCCUUCCUGGACAUCUGCUUCACCACUGUCUCCAUUCCCCCCGUGCUGGUGAGCUUCCUCUCAGAAAAAAAGACCAUCUCCUUCUCUGGCUGUGCUGUGCAGAUGUUCCUUGGCUUGGCCAUGGGGACAACAGAGUGUGUGCUCCUGGGCAUGAUGGCCUUUGACCGGUAUGUGGCUAUUUGCAACCCUCUGAGAUAUUCUGUCAUCAUGAGCAAGGGUUCCUAUGUACCCAUGGCAGCUGGCUCUUGGAUCGUAGGAGUUGUCAACUCUACAGUACAAACUGGGUGCGUAGUACAAUUGCCUUUCUGCAGGAAUAAUGUCAUCAAUCAUUUCGCCUGUGAAAUUCUGGCUGUCAUGAAAUUGGCCUGUGCUGAUAUCUCAGGUAACGAGUUCAUCAUGCUUGUGGCCACAACCUUAUUCACAAUGACACCAUUAUUGUUAAUCUUUAUCUCUUACACAUUAAUUAUUAUGAGCAUCCUCAGAAUUCGCUCUUCUGAGGGGAGAAGCAAAGUCUUCUCUACCUGCUCAGCCCACUUGACUGUGGUGAUAAUAUUCUACGGAACCAUUCUCUUCAUGUACAUGAAGCCCAAGUCUAAAGAGACACUUAAUUCAGAUGACAUGGAUGUUACGGACAAACUUGUAUCUGUGUUCUAUGGAGUGAUGACUCCUAUGAUUAAUCCUUUAAUCUAUAGUCUCAGGAACAAGGAUGUGAAGGAAGCAGUAAAACAUUUACUGAGAAGAAAAAUUUAAAAGGGACAGGUAACUUAUAAUCACAAUGUAGAAAUCAAUUAAUCAAUUUUGUUGGUUAGUCGCUGAGUCUUCUCCAACUUUUUUGCAACCCAGUGGACUGUAGCCCACCAGGCUCCUCUGUCUAUGGGAUUUCCUAGGCAAGAAUAUGAAUGGGUUGCCAUUUUCUUCUCCAGGGGAUCUUUCUGAUC
This is a messenger RNA of Bubalus bubalis (water buffalo), 2291 nucleotides long. RefSeq names its product olfactory receptor 13C2-like. Gene Ontology annotation, molecular function: olfactory receptor activity; G protein-coupled receptor activity. Gene Ontology annotation, biological process: G protein-coupled receptor signaling pathway. The transcript has a single exon. The coding region runs from base 1156 to 2103 and encodes 315 amino acids. The record is from RefSeq and is a predicted model, not a curated record. Lineage: Eukaryota; Metazoa; Chordata; Mammalia; Artiodactyla; Bovidae. Gene Ontology annotation, cellular component: membrane.